Molecule: messenger RNA, 2254 nt
Organism: Rhododendron vialii
Lineage: Eukaryota; Viridiplantae; Streptophyta; Magnoliopsida; Ericales; Ericaceae
Product: probably inactive leucine-rich repeat receptor-like protein kinase At5g48380
Exons: 1
Coding region: 269-2146 (625 amino acids)
Biological process (GO): protein phosphorylation
Molecular function (GO): protein binding; ATP binding; protein kinase activity
Source: RefSeq, a predicted model, not a curated record
UCUCAGCGCAAAACAGCGAGUCAAGCACUCCAGUCGUUACGCUCUUUUGGCAGUCCAGUCGUCGCUCAGGGAGAAAAGGGAAAAGAGAAGAUGGAUGGGGCAUAUUCCUUCUUUGACCCGGACGGCACUCUCUCCCUCUUCUUCCUCCUCCAUAAUUGAUAAACACCCACUUCAUCGCCUCUCAAUUGGAACCCGCAAGAUCCCAAUCUCACACGCUGUUCUGAUAUUGUGACUGCUAAGGAUACGUGGGCUAGCAAUUAGAGAGUCUAUGAUGGUUUUCUUCAUGAAGAAGAUAUCAGUCGAUACCGGAGCUCUGACUGUUCUUAUGUAUACUUUUAUCUGGUUGAUGCUGACUAGUAGCUUCAGCUAUGGUCUUGAGAGCGAUAUAAAUUGCUUGAAGGCUCUGAAAGCUUCCUUGGAAGACCCCUUCAAUUAUUUAAGCUCAUGGGAUUUCAACAAUGACACGGAGGGCUUCAUCUGCAAAUUCACUGGGAUUGACUGCUGGCACCCCGAUGAGAGCAAGGUCUUAAAUAUUCGACUUUCUGACAUGGAGCUCAAGGGUGAAUUUCCACGCGGCCUUCAAAAUUGUUCAGCCCUCACAGGCCUAGACCUCUCCAGCAACAAGUUCUAUGGAACUAUUCCAUCGGACUUCUCAGCAAUACUCCCAUAUGUGACGACUCUUGAUCUCUCCUCCAACAAUUUUUCGGGUGAGAUCCCUAAGGGCAUGGUGAAUUGUACUUAUCUUAAUGUCCUUAAACUCGACAGAAAUAAGUUGAGUGGUCAAAUUCCUUUGGAGCUUGUCCUCCUUAGUCGGCUCAAGUCAUUCAGUGCAGCAAACAAUCUUUUGAGCGGACCAGUUCCCAGCUUCAACUUUUCUGUUGCCGCUGAGAACUACGCGAAUAAUGCAGGUCUAUGUGGUAGGCCCUUAACCGCUUGCCAGGGUGCGUCGAAGAAACCUCACUCUGGAGUCCUUGUGGGAGCCGCUGUUGGUGGGGUCACUAUUGCGGCAUUAGGUGUGGCUAUUGCUAUGUUCUUCUAUAUGCGCAGGGUGUCUAGAAAGAAGAAGGAAGAUGACCCUGAUGGAAAUAGAUGGGCAAAGAGUCUAAAGGGAGCCAAAGCCAUUAAGCUUUCCAUGUUUGAGAAGUCGGUUUUGAAAAUGAGGCUAAGUGAUCUAAUGAAGGCCACUAACAGCUUCAGCAAAGACUACAUUAUUGGGACAGGAAGAACAGGAACUGUGUACAAGGCAACGCUUGAAGAUGGGACGUCACUCAUGGUGAAGAGGUUGCAGGAUACAAAGCACUCUGAGAAAGAAUUUGCAUCCGAAAUGGCCACUCUAGGAAACGUGAAGCACCGUAACCUGGUUCCCCUGUUAGGCUUUUGUGUGGCUAAGAAGGAGAGGCUUUUGGUUUAUAAGUUCAUGCCAAAUGGUACCCUCCAUGAUCGGCUACAGCUUGUGAACGAAGGCGACAAAUCAUUGGACUGGCCUUUGAGGCUCAAAAUUGGGAUAGGGGCAGCCAAAGGGUUUGCUUGGCUUCAUCAUAGUUGUAAUCCCCGUAUAAUUCAUCGAAAUGUAAGUUCCAAAUGCAUUCUAUUGGAUGCGGAUUAUGAGCCCAAGAUAUCUGAUUUCGGACUUGCUAGGCUCAUGAACCCAGUUGACACUCACUUGAGUACUUUCGUAAAUGGGGAGUUCGGUGAUUUGGGUUAUGUGGCUCCUGAGUAUGCACAAACUCUUUUGGCCACUCCAAAAGGUGAUGUUUACAGCUUUGGGGUUGUGCUUCUUGAACUGGUGACUGGUGAGAGGCCUACAUUUGUGGCCAAAGCCCCAGAAAGCUUCAAGGGAAACUUAGUGGAAUGGAUUACACAACUUUCCAGCAACGGUAAGCUUCAAGAUUCCAUCGAUAAUACUUUGACCGGAAAGGGUUACGAUGGUGAGCUUUUCCAGUUUCUUAAAGUUGCAUGUAGCUGUGUAAUUCCGGCUGCCAAGGAGAGGCCAACUAUGUUUGAGGUGUACCAGCUUCUUAGAGCUAUAGGUGAGCGGUACCAUUUCUCAAUGGAUGACGAUAUUUUGAUGCCAUCAGACAACACUGGUGAUGCUGAUUAUCUAGAAGAGCUUAUUGUUGCCCGAGAAGUAAUAGAGAGCCAUUAGGGUGGUGUGGGUAGGUGAGAAUGGUGAAAGAUGAUACCAUAAAUUAUGUGUAAUUAUCUGCUGUAGCUGUUGUUGUUUAUAUAAAAAUGUUUAUAGCUUGCUUGUUUC